This is a messenger RNA of Meriones unguiculatus (Mongolian gerbil), 3448 nucleotides long. RefSeq names its product autophagy related 14 (gene Atg14). Lineage: Eukaryota; Metazoa; Chordata; Mammalia; Rodentia; Muridae. Bases 17 to 1495 code for a protein of 492 amino acids. The record is from RefSeq and is a predicted model, not a curated record. The transcript is spliced from 10 exons. Gene Ontology annotation, biological process: cellular response to starvation; mitophagy; autophagosome assembly. Gene Ontology annotation, cellular component: phosphatidylinositol 3-kinase complex, class III; mitochondria-associated endoplasmic reticulum membrane contact site; autophagosome.
CUUCGCUCAGAUCAUCAUGGCGUCUCCCAGUGGGAAGGGAACCUGGACGCCCGAGGCUCCUGGUUUUGGGCCGCGGGCGCUAGCCCGAGACUUGGUGGACUCGGUGGACGACGCCGAGGGGCUGUACGUGGCGGUUGAGCGGUGUCCUCUAUGCAACACAACUCGCCGGCGGUUGACUUGUGCCAAGUGCGUCCAGAGCGGCGAUUUCGUCUAUUUCGACGGUCGCGACCGGGAGAGGUUUAUUGACAAGAAGGAAAGGCUAAGCCAACUUAAGAGCAAGCAAGAAGAAUUUCAAAAAGAAGUAUUAAAAGCGAUGGAAGGAAAACGGCUAACAGAUCAGUUGAGAUGGAAAAUAAUGUCAUGCAAAAUGAGGAUUGAACAGCUGAAACAAACAAUAUGUAAAGGAAAUGAAGAGAUGAAGAAAAAUUCUGAAGGCCUCCUCAAGAACAAGGAAAAGAACCAGAAGCUAUACAGCCGAGCACAGCGGCACCAAGAGAAAAAGGAGAAGAUCCAGCGGCACAACCGCAAGCUCGGGGACCUGGUGGAGAAGAAAACCAUUGACUUGAGGAGUCACUAUGACCGGCUGGCACGCCUGCGAAGGUCCCAUAUCCUAGAGCUCACCUCCAUCAUCUUCCCAAUCGAGGAAGUGAAGACUUCUGUGAGAGAUCCUGCAGACGUGUCUUCAGAGAGUGACAGUGCCAUGACUUCCAGCAUGGUGAGCAAGCUUGCUGAAGCCCGCAGAACAACUUACCUCUCUGGAAGAUGGGUCUGUGAUGACCACAACGGUGACACCAGCAUCAGCAUUACAGGCCCUUGGAUUAGCCUUCCAAACAAUGGGGACUACUCUGCCUACUAUAAUUGGGUAGAAGAGAAGAAAACAACCCAGGGACCUGACAUGGAACAUAACAACCCCGCGUACACCAUCAGCGCCGCGCUGUGCUACGCCACUCAGCUGGUCAACAUCGUGUCUCACAUACUUGAUGUCAAUCUUCCUAAAAAGCUGUGCAACAGUGAGUUCUGUGGAGAAAACCUCAGCAAACAGAAACUGACGCGAGCAGUGAAGAAACUGAACACAAACAUCCUUUACCUUUGUUCUUCUCAGCAUGUGAAUUUGGAUCAGUUACAACCGCUGCACACACUCAGGAACCUCAUGCAGCUGGUCAGCCCGAACUCCGAGCACCUGGGCAGGUCAGGGCCCUUUGAAGUGCGCGCAGACCUCGAGGAGUCCAUGGAAUUUGUGGACCCCGGAGCUGCCGGAGAAUCAGAUGUGAGUGGAGAUGAGCGAGUAAGCGACGAGGAGACCGACUUGGGCACAGACUGGGAGAACCUGCCCAGCCCGCGAUUCUGUGACAUCCCCUCCCAGCCGGUGGAAGUCUCGCAGAGCCAGAGCACGCAGGCCUCCCCGCCCAUAGCCAGCAGCAGUGCUGGUGGGAUGAUCUCCUCCGCCGCCGCCUCGGUGACCUCUUGGUUCAAAGCCUACACUGGACACCGCUAAGGAGUAUGGACCGAAACAUGCUGAUGUUGUGUCUCGAAAUCCUUCCCACUGCGCUCUAAUAACCUUGUCUGUAGUUAUGAUAGUGCCUGGAACCAGGGGGCUAACAUAUCUCUCGUCAGGACAAGUUCAGUAGCAGGACCUGACUUGUGGCCUCAUGGGCCCCAGGUCCUAGCCCCUUAGCCCCGACAGUGUGCUGGUUCCUGGGGUUUCGAGUCUUCCUGACACUGAGUUCUAGCCUUCAGUCAGAUCACAAGGAAGUGUUUCUUGGUGAUGAGAAAUGAAAGACAAAAGCCGAGUUGAUUUUUCUGUCAUCUUUUUGAGAGACUCACCAACAGCAGUUCUGGUCUCAUCAGGGAGAAGUGGUUGUCUGGGCAGGGAAGAGGUGGAAGUUUGUUGUUUUCAGUCAUCACACAUCACAUUCCUGAUUUCCUACUACACACCAAAGAAACCAAGGUCUUUAUUUCUGUGGACCCACAUCUGUGCAUGAGGAAUCUGCUGGGAUGUUUAGAGAGUGUAAACAGUUUUCUUGUAUUCUGAGGGGUUUAAGUCAAUGACACUCAUUUUAAAAUGGGACUUUUUCCUUUCCUUCAUCAUUCCCUAGAUGAGCUAAAUGCUGCCUGGGUACAGUGAGCCCUUGAUGACUUGUUCAUUCUCUUACUGUCCAGUUUGUUCUGGGUGGUGGGCACAGAGCGGAGUUAGCAGGUGCUCCCUGGGAAACCCUCCUGCUUGUCCCUGGGCUCUUGCAAGAUAGCACCUUGUGCAGAGUGUGGCGCUGAGCAGCUGUUCGAGGAAGUGCUCAGCCAUCAAGGAAUUUCCUCCAAGAGACCAGUUCGUGACAAUCUUACAGAAAACUAUAAUGAGAGGCAUUAUGUUCAGAUUUGUAAGUAGUUCUUUUUAUUUUUUAGUAACUUCAAAAAAAAGACUACAGCAACCCUGUGAGAAAGCACCCUCCUGGGCAUUGUCACAGCUUCCCAUUGUGACUGGUGUGCUGGUACCUCAGGCAGGUCCUUCAGCAGUCUGCCACGCCCACACUUCUCACUCAUUUAAGAGUUGGUACUCUGCCUGCAGAUGGAGGUGCUGCUGAACUUUUGCUAUUGGUGGAAUUGUAGGAAGAAUUGAUCCUACCCAGGAGCCCCGUGUUGCGGCUCUAGGUAUUCCACCUAGGGAGGAGGCAGCCUCCCUUUUGUGGCCCCUUUGGCUGGAGUCUUGCAGGCUCAGCUUCGAGAUUGCUGGGCCUGUGUUUGGCACUCUCUUCUACAACUCACAGACUGAGUCUGCUGGGACGAACAUACUGGCUGAGAAGAAGCCACCAGCUUGGAAGGAAGCUACAGACGGUGCAACAACAGAUGCAGGAAAUGCAGGGCUUGAUGGGGAUUUUGUUUUAUCAACUAGAGGCACUUUUGUCACUUUAUGUCACAGUAAGUGAUCCAGCACAUACUGCCCUAGGCUGCUGAUAUAUUUUGGGUUUUGUUAUUUUGCACUGGAUCCACCUGUUGUAAAUAGUCUUUAAAUACACAUUUCAACCACUGUUUUUUGGCCCCCGUCCUCUUUGCUGCUCAUUAAAACCUUUCAUGUAGAUGCCAGAACCAUACGUUAGACAGCUCUCUGAAAAAAAUGAAGCUGGUAUUUUUUUUUUAACCCAAAGCCAUAGAAGUUGGUCAUGUUUUUAUUUUAAAAUGAUUUAUUGAAACAAGGUAAUACUAAUAGAAACUCUGAGGCACCACAUGGGCUGCUUUAAAUGGUCUUACAAAAGACACUUUUAUGUAAUUGAAUAGAACCAAGAAAAGUUUUGCCACAUGCGGAACUUCCUGAGGACACAGUGAGUCACCAUGGGACGGGGAAGAAGUGCAGUGUCAGAACCCCCUCGCUGGCCUGGAACUUACAAGUCAGGUUGAGUCAUACAGAUGUUUUCUAAACUUUUAUUGUAUCACUGCAAUAAAUCCUUUAACAGUA